Molecule: messenger RNA, 3075 nt
Organism: Cydia strobilella
Lineage: Eukaryota; Metazoa; Arthropoda; Insecta; Lepidoptera; Tortricidae
Exons: 2
Coding region: 147-2993 (948 amino acids)
Biological process (GO): DNA integration
Molecular function (GO): nucleic acid binding
Source: RefSeq, a predicted model, not a curated record
GGGCCCGGCGCGCGGGGCCCAGCAGUGCAGUGCGUGCGGCGGGGCGCACGACAAGGCGGGAUGCCAAUUUGCUCGUUAUGUAUGCCGGGUAUGCAAUAGACAGGGGCAUUUAAAGCGUAUGUGUCCCAAUAUGACGGAGCAAUACGAUGUGCAUGCCAACACCGUCGUGGAUGAGGAAAAUGCGUGCAGUGAAGACAGUGACGAGUUCCAGAUUCUCUGAGGUGUUAGCGGACGGCCUGGGGCGGUUUACCGGCGGCAAGGUCAGCAUCCACCUGCGUGCGGAUGCCCGGCCUGUGUUCCUGCGCGCGCGCCCCCUGGCGUACGCGCUGCGCGAGCCGGUGGAGCGCGCGCUGGAGCAGCUGGUGCGCGACGGCGUGCUCACCCCCGUCGACCGCUCCGACUGGGCCACGCCUAUCGUGCCGGUCGUAAAAAAAGACGGUAACAUACGUAUCUGCGCUGAUUUUAAAAUGACUUUGAACCGGGUUUUAGAGGUUGACCGUUAUCCGCUACCUAGGGUGGAGGAUUUAUUAGCACGUUUACAUGGGGGGGAGCGUUUCAGCAAGAUUGAUCUUUCGCAAGCCUACGCGCAGUUUGAGCUUGAUGAAUCAAAAAAGUACACCGUAAUAAAUACCCACAAGGGGUUAUUUAUGUACAACCGCUUAGUGUACGGCCUGUCAUCUAGCCCCGGAAUAUUCCAAAGACAUCUAGAACAAUUAUUUUCUGACCUGCCGCACGUGGGCGUAUUUUUGGAUGACGUCAUUAUUACGGGUAGCAAUACGGAAGCCCACGUGGACAACUUAUACAAAGUAUUUGAACGAUUGCAGGCAUAUGGGUUGCGGGUCAGAAAAGAUAAAUGCGCGUUCUUUGAAGAGUCGAUUAAUUAUUUGGGGCACGUCAUUAGCAAGGAGGGGGUCCAUACGUGUCCGGAUAAGGUUAGGGCCAUCGUGAAUACCCCGGCACCUAGCAACGUGUCUGAGGUUCGAGCGUUCGUGGGUAUGAUAAUGUAUUACGGGAAGUUUAUAAAAAACGUUAGUACCAUGCUUACGCCAUUGUAUAAUUUGUUAAAGGCAGGAACCAAAUUUGUUUGGAGCGCGAGUUGUCAGGAGGCGUUCGACAAGGUCAAACAAGUGCUGACUUCGAGUGAAGUUUUGGUGCACUAUUCGGGUUCUCUGCCGUUAGUUUUGACAUCAGACGCAUCCGGGGUGGGGAUAGGUUGCGUUAUAUCGCACCUCACGCCAGAGGGCGAGCGACCGGUGGCUUACGCGUCGCGUACUCUUACCCCGGCCGAGCGUGGGUACGCGCAGAUUGAUAGGGAAGCGCUAGCCUUAGUGUACGGAAUACGGAAAUUUCACCAAUAUUUAUACGGUCGUAAAUUUAUAUUGAGGACCGAUCACAAGCCGCUCACAUACAUCUUUGGCGAUAAAGUAGGGAUCCCGGUGAUGGCGGCGUCCCGAUUGCAGCGCUGGGCGAUUUUGUUGUCAGGAUAUAAUUAUGAAAUUGAAUACGUACCGUCAAGUAAAAACUGUGCUGAUGCGUUAUCGAGGCUGCCGCAAGGAGGUCAAGAUCAGAAACAAAAUCAGGAGGUGACUUACCUUAAUUUUGUGGAAGAUUUUUUACCUGUAACUAACGAGCAAGUUAAGUCGGCUACGUCACAUGACGUUACUCUGAGUAGGGUGUUGUCGUAUGUGCAGUCAGGCUGGCCGACAUCGUGUCAAGAUGAAGAGAUCAAACCUUUCCUACUAAGGCGCCACGAGAUGUAUGUAGACCGAGGUUGCUUAAUGUGGGGUUACCGGAUGGUGAUACCAGCCAUUUUGAGGGAAACAGUUCUCAAGCAGCUACACGUUAGUCAUAUGGGCAUAGUAAAGACUAAGGCCUUAGCCCGUAGUUACGUUUGGUGGCCCAAUAUUGACGCCGAGGUGGAAGCGCAGUGUCGGCAAUGUGAGACAUGUGCCGCGGAGGCGCCGGCGCCGACGCAUGCUCCUCCGAGCCCUUGGCCUUACUCAACCCACGUCUGGAGUAGGCUACACGUAGAUUUUUUGGGGCCAUUCAAGGGAAAAACGUUCUUAGUACUAAUAGAUUCGAGUUCAAAGUGGCUGGAAAUAUUUGAAAUGUCUAGGACGAACGCAGGGGCAGUAAUUAAAGAACUGAGAGCAACUUUCGCGCGUUUUGGGUUGCCAAGGGAAUUAGUAUCAGACCAAGGUCCACCGUUCACAAGUAAUGAAUUCAAACAUUUUCUUGAAACUAAUGGCAUAAAGCAGUCUUUCUCUCCAGCAUACCAUCCAGCGUCGAACGGAGCCGCGGAAAAUGCUGUCAAAUUAUGUAAACGUGCGAUUAGCAAGGCUAUUAGAGAGCGUACAGAUGUCGACGCGGCGCUGCAGACUUAUCUCAUGACAUACAGGAAUAGCAUGCAUAGUACCACAGGAGAUAGUCCGGCGAUGCUUUUGCAGCGGCGGUCGUUACGUUCACGGUUAGAUUUGCUCCGCAGCGAGAGUGCGCUGGAGAAACGGGUUAGUUCGGCUCAGCAGCGGCAGGUCGAGAACGCAGGCGGUACGCAACGUCAUUUUCGGCCGGGGGACGCAGUUUGGGCUCGCGAUUAUACCGGUAACGACAAAUGGGUUAGAGGUACGGUGCGGAGUGCCGAAGGUUCGCGGAGAUACACCUUAGAUAGCGGAAGCGGUAGAUCGGUUCUUAGGCAUGUUGAUCAAAUCAGACGUAGAUCUAGGUUAUCGACUGUACCUUGCCCUGAAGAGGUCAACGAGACUAACGAGCGGUCGCCAGGGGCUGGCGACGGCGUCGCGCGCUCUAGCCAGCAGACGGAAGUGGGCGAGGGAAACGCGCAGCCUCCCCAAAAGGUGGAAGUAGCAAGUGCUGAAAAUAGUGAAACAAAUGUGGCUGGGGUGCCUCCCCCACGUCCGGCUCCUCCGCUACAGCGGCGAUCCCCGCUGAACCUCAGACCUUUACCGAGCAGAAUUCGUAAGCUUGAAAUAGAUUAAUAUGUACGAGUUAAAUUUAUGUGAGAGGAGCAUGGAUAGUUUGCAAAUAAGGUCUUUACGAUUAGAUAUAGAUUUAUUUAGG